Messenger RNA from Tilletiopsis washingtonensis, 2451 nucleotides. RefSeq lists its product as hypothetical. Bases 425 to 2356 code for a protein of 643 amino acids. The transcript has 7 exons. Gene Ontology annotation, molecular function: protein disulfide isomerase activity. The record is from RefSeq and is a predicted model, not a curated record. NCBI's taxonomy places the organism in Eukaryota, Fungi, Basidiomycota, Exobasidiomycetes, Entylomatales. Gene Ontology annotation, cellular component: endoplasmic reticulum.
GCCGCACCGACGCCGGCCGUCGAGGGCGCCGCGGGCGUGCAGCUGACGCCCGAGACGUGGGAGGCGCAGCUCAAGUCGGGCGCGUGGUGAGUUGGCGGCGAAGCGACGGUGCUUGGGCAUGUGCUGCAGGAGCGGCACGCCGUACUGCUUGAAUGCACAGUGAUGGCUGUGACACCUCGCAGCGGGCGACGCUGUUCCGCAGUGCUGCCGUGGCUGGGCGUCUCGCACCCCCCUCGGCCCUUCUUCUCGCGCUCCACUGCGCCUCCUCGCUGACACACCCUUGUGCAGGUUCAUACAGUUCCUCUCGCCCGCCUCGCCGCGCUGCCGCGAGCUGGCGCCCGUGUGGGAGAAGCUCGUGGCGGGCACGGAGCACCUGGCCUCGCGCUUUCCGGCGGCACCGCUGCGGUUGGGCAGCGUCGACUGCAUGGCGCAUGCGUCGCUGUGUGCGCGCGAGGGCGUGACGCAGCUGCCGUGGCUCAAGGUCUACCGCGAUGGCACGCAGCAGCCGGGCGAGUACCCAGGCGACCGCGAGUACGGCGACCUCUCGCUCUUCGUCGAGGCCGAAGCGCUGGCGUACCGCACUGCUCGCGCGGCCGUCGACCCCAAAGCGGUGCAGGAGCAGCCUCCUGCCGCGCCGGCCCAGCCUGCCGCAGCAAACCCUGCGGCACCAGCGGCGCCUGCCGCUCCUGCUCCGGCCGCUCCUGCUGCUCCUGCGCCUGCUGCGCCAGCCGCUGCCGCACCUGCGCCUGCCGCAGCGCCGGCAGACCAGGCCAAGCAGCCAGACGCGGCUCCGCCUGCCGCUGCCGCACCGCCGGCCGCAGCUGCUCCUCCGGCCCCACCAGCGGCCGCCGCACCACCGCCGCCACCGCCGCCGCCGCCGGCUCCGGCGCCGGCACACGGACCUGCUGGGCCGAACCCCAACGGCGAGCUGCUUAGCUUCGGCAAGGCGCCGCUGGAGAACGAUGCGGCGCUGCAGCAGUGGCUGUCCAAGGAGGGAGGACGCGGCGCUAGCUUUGUCAAGUUCUUUGCGCCUUGGUGCCCGCACUGCCGCGCGAUGGCUCCCGCCUUCAAGCAGCUGGCCGGCUCGCUGCGCUCGCGCGUCAACGUCAUCGAGGUCGACUGCGAGAAAUACUCGGCGACGUGCCGGACGUACCGCAUUCAGAGCUUCCCGACGCUGCGCAUGUACAACGAGGGCGAGGCGACCGAGUACCACGGCGGCCGCAACCACGAUGCCAUGCAGCGCUGGGCGCUCAAGGCGGGUGCUGGACAUGGGCUUCCGGAGAUUGACGACCGGGAGCUCGGCGAUCGUGCGCGCGAGCAGGACGUGCUGUUCCUGUAUCUGCACACGGCCGGCACGCCGCAGCGCGAGAUGGAGGCUGUCGCGCAUGCCUCGCGCGUGCUGCUCACCACGCCUGCGCACCUGUACCGCUCCAGCUCGCAGCUGCUGCUGGACCGCUACAAAGCGCGUCUCACGCAGGGCAGCAGCACGCCCGGCGCCGGCGCCGCCGAGGCGCUCAGCGGCCUCCUCGUGUUCAAGGACGGCAAUCUGGUGCGCCCCGCCGAUGCCUUCUAUCCCUCGCGGCUGGCUGCCGGCCUGUCGCUGGAGCAGUCCUCCGACGAGGUGGGCGCUUGGCUCACUGAGCAGCGCUUUGCGAGCGUGACGGAGGUGACGGGCACGACAUUCAGCGAGGUCAUGGAGAACAAGCACGGCGCACGGGUCGUGCUGGCUGCGCUCUCCGACAUCAACCACGAAGGCACCACGCUCAGCACGGGCAGCGGCGCCGCCGUGCGCGAUGCCGAGCUGGCGACGCUGCGCGAGCUGGCCAACCUGGCGCGCGACGUGCCCGGCGGCGUCAGUGCGUCGCCGCGCAAGGAGGCGCCGCGAGUCAUCUUUGCGUGGAUCGACGCUGACCGAUGGGCGAGUGCGCUGCGCAAGUACUACAACAUCAAGCCCGAGCGGCUACCGCGUCUCAUCCUCGCCGACGGCGCCACGCUCGAGUACUGGGACCUGCCCUCGAAGCCCGUGCGCCUCGACCACGCCGUGCUGGCCGACGACGCCAAUCUGGCCGAGGCGACGAAACGCGCGCGCUCCUGGCUCAGCCCGCCCGACGUGCUGCGCGCCCUCGACGACCUUGCAAAGGGCCGUGGCGGCAAGAGCCGCAGCAGCCGCACGUACAUCGACCGCGGCGUUCGGAAUGCUGGCGGCGCGAUUGAGAACCUCUUCGAGGCCACGCUGCGCCACCCCUUCCUCAGCUUCGUCUUCCUCGCUGCGCUGGCCGCGGGUCUGGCGGCCUACAUGCGCCGCGCCACGGGCGCCGGCCUUGCCGGCCCGCGACUCGACGGCAAGUUCGACUGAGCAGGUACGCGCGCUGCCACAGCCUCCAUCCGGUGUGACGCGCCGAGGUCCACGUCCUGCCAUGGACGAAUGUCAUUCUUUAUUGCAUCGGGACA